Nomascus leucogenys (northern white-cheeked gibbon) is the source of this 2909-nucleotide messenger RNA. It is a transcript of the gene SPTSSB, whose product is annotated as serine palmitoyltransferase small subunit B. The transcript is spliced from 2 exons. NCBI's taxonomy places the organism in Eukaryota, Metazoa, Chordata, Mammalia, Primates, Hylobatidae. Gene Ontology annotation, molecular function: serine C-palmitoyltransferase activity. The coding region runs from base 1382 to 1612 and encodes 76 amino acids. Gene Ontology annotation, biological process: endoplasmic reticulum organization; ceramide biosynthetic process. Gene Ontology annotation, cellular component: serine palmitoyltransferase complex. The record is from RefSeq and is a predicted model, not a curated record.
UAUGACUCUGUGUGUCUGUGUGUGUGUGUGUGCGCGUGUGUGUAUACACCAUGGAUCACAAUGUAAGAGGUAUUUUUCCUCUUUAUUGUGUUUAAGAAAUUUUAAAAGCCAGUCUCUUAUGCAAGGAUAUUACUCAUCUAUGUACAUAGUUAUUGGGAAAAAUUUUCCAGAUAGGAAGUAAAGCAUCAGCAAAGUUCACUGGAGUUUAGAACAGGGAUAACUCUGGACCUUCGAAGGCUUUCCUAAUUAAUCUUUUCUCUUUUGGAUCGACUUCAUUGUUUAGGACAGUUGUAGAUUUACAGAAAAAUCAAGAAGACAAUACAGGGAGUUCCCAUAUACCCUGAAUCCAGUGUCCCCUUUAAAAUCUUACAUUAGUAUAACAUAUUCAUUACAAUUAAUGAACCAAUAUUGAUAUACUACUAUUAACUAAAGUUCUUACUUUACUCAUAUGUCCUUAGUUAUUACUUAAUGUCCCUUUUCUGUUCCAGGAUUCCAUCUGGUAUACCACAUUACAAUUAGUCAUAAUGCCUCCUUUAGCCUCCUUUGGCUAUAACAAUUUUUCACACUUUGCUUGUUUUUGAUGACCUUGGGGGUUUUGGGGAGUACUGGUCGGGUAUCUUGUAGAAUGCCCCUCUAUUGGAAUUUGUCUGAUACCUUUCUCAUGAUUAGGCUGGAGCUAUGGGUUAUUGGGAAGAAGAACACAGAGGUAAAGUGUCUUUUUUGACAUCCUAUCAUGAAGACCAAUUAUCAACAUGAUUAAUAAUGAUUGAUGUUGGCCUUGACCACCUGGCUGAAGCAGGGCUUUUCAGUUUUCUCCACUGUAAAGUUACUCAUUUUUAUCCCCCUUUCUAUACUGUGUUCUUUGGAAGGAAAUCGCUGUAUUUCUAAUUUUUUAAACAAAUGAAUUACUCAGUUAAAGGAGGGCUUGUACUUGAGUAAGUCAUAUUAAGCUGUUUCCAAAGAAAGCUACUGUGAGUACAGAAAGAGUCUCUUUUUAGAUACAGCAUCUCUCUCUGCAACUGGCAGGACACUUUUAUCACUUCUCAGAUUUUCAGGUUCCAAAUAUGAAGCACAAAAAAAAAUGAAGCUGAGUGAUUGAUGUAGAGUUCCAAAGUGAGUUGAGAAGGAGUUAACCCAAAAAUCAACUUUAGGCCAUUCUGACUGUUCAGUCCCUGAUUCUGAUGUUCUAGAAGUAAAUUUAAACCAAAAUGUACAAGUCUUUUUUUUUCCCCAGGAGAAUAGCUACCUUUAGAAUAGGAAAUUCCUUAAUGAGAAAAUCCAAUAACUUGGGGUAAUUUUUUUUUGGCAGGGGGAGGGCUACGGAUCACAUCUUCUGCGAUAUUUCCAAGGACAAACUUACUGCAGCUUGAAGGAGCCAACCAUGGAUUUGAGGCGUGUGAAGGAAUAUUUCUCCUGGCUGUACUAUCAAUACCAAAUCAUUAGCUGCUGUGCUGUUUUAGAGCCCUGGGAGCGAUCUAUGUUUAACACCAUCUUACUAACCAUUAUUGCUAUGGUGGUAUACACUGCCUAUGUCUUUAUUCCAAUCCACAUUCGCCUGGCUUGGGAAUUUUUCUCAAAAAUAUGUGGAUAUCACAGUACAAUUUCUAAUUGAUCUUGUUCACAUUCAGUGAAAUGACAUUGCAUAUUUAUAUGUUGCUUACAACUUAUUGAUUUAGGUAACUAUUGUGUCUUCCUUCACUAUCUGACCUGAAAAGCACUCUCUUCUCUAUGCACUCUUAUAUUCUGCCUUUCUGCCUGGAGUUUGAAAUAGAUGUCUUUUUAGUUUCUUUCGCACAUGCUACAUUGUGCAUCAGACCGUAGGUAAUACAGUGACUUUACCUCACAAAUCAUAUUCUCUCAACACAAAUCUAUGAAUUUAGUUUAUUUAAAAUCAGAACAAUUUCCUACAAAAUUUUUCUGGAAAAUAGGCUCCUAACAGACCUACCAGAAUCACGCUUAAAGUGCUCCCUUAACACUUAUUCUAUACUGAAGGAUAAAUUUUAAAAAAUCUUUAUAGGCUACUGUCAGAAGUAUCCUAUCCUUGUUUACGAUGUAUAAAAAGAUGUGAAUAAAUUAUAUGGACUCCCUAAGUCUUAUUUUCUAGUAAACUGAUGAUACUGGAAAUUCUUUUACUUCAAAUGCAAAAGAAUAAGCUGGAGGCAAUUAUUUCCUUUCAUACAUAGUUCAUGAAUUGUUUUAAAUGCUUCUUAAAAUCUGGCUUUAUAACCGUUUAAAAUCAACAAUGUUGAUUUUAGAUAACCAAGUAAGUAUUAUAAUACAAAAUAAUUUUAAGUGUAAGAAACUAAAGUAUAAUCAAAGUAAAUUCAGAUAUUGUGAUUUGUGGUGUUGCCUUGCCUUGCAUGAUGCUGGGGGAAAAAGAGAAAAGAAAUGGUUUUCUUUUUAUACUUUCAUUCAGUGUAGAGGGAAAAAAGCAUGUAUUGGGCCACAGGAAGAAAAGCUAAUAAAUAGGCUGGAAGUAAUAUUCUACCAGCAGGAACUCAACAGCUCCAGUUAAGUGCUUUGAUAUAGUGGCUCCUUUGCAGAGCCAAAACAAGAUUUAUUAAAUUUCCUUCAAACUGUUUAUCUUUAAAACAAAUAUAAGGUUUUAAUUAUACUGCUGAAGCAAAUGUGAAUGCCAAAGACUACGUUUUGCAGUUUUGCUUUCCUCCCAAUAAAUAUUAAUGUAUGUAAUUCUAGAGGGUAAAAAUGUAAAUAGGUUUGAACAAUAUUUGCACCCUGGUUUGUGUUAUGAUAAAAAUUUUUCCAAGGCGAGCUACAGAGAAAGAUGUUUGGCAUGCCAAAUUAACUUGCACGUUUGUUAAAAAAAACAAGCACAUGUUUUGAAGAGAAACCAGAUCUGAACAUGUAUUUGUUGAGUUUUGCAAAAUAAAAUUAAUUUUGUAAGUAAA